Molecule: messenger RNA, 2429 nt
Organism: Cicer arietinum (chickpea)
Lineage: Eukaryota; Viridiplantae; Streptophyta; Magnoliopsida; Fabales; Fabaceae
Product: probable galacturonosyltransferase-like 7
Cellular component (GO): Golgi apparatus
Molecular function (GO): glycosyltransferase activity
Source: RefSeq, a predicted model, not a curated record
AGAUAGUACUAGUUCAUCGAUCAGUGGUGGAAAAAGGCAAUUGCAAAGCUGGAAAGGAAAAGCUGUCUUUCUGCGCCACUCCGUGCCACUGCACCCACCCUCAUCACUCAUCUUCUCAACCCUUUCCAUUCCAAUAUUAAUUAACCAAAUAUCUUUUAUUACAACACAAUCACAUCUUAUUUCUCAGACUCAUUGCAUUCAUUCAAUCACAAAAAAAUAUGAUAUUACUAAUACCAACGUCAAGACAAGAAGAGAAAGAUUAGAAAUUAAACACUACGCCAGAGUGCGCACUUUAGCACUAUGGAUUCCUCUACCUUCAAUUCGCUUUGUUAUCACGGCAUCCUUACUCUCACUGACACUCAUACCAACAAGCAGUAGUAGCCAUACAGAAAAGAACCGAUUCCAAUUACUUUCCUUUUCCAUAUUCUUCUUCCCCAAAUUAAAAGGGAAACCCUAAUAUACCAUUAUCAUUCCAUUUCUUUUUUCCUUAUAUAUAUCAAAAAUCCUCACCGGUUCGAUUUUUGGAGUAGGAGGGGGUUUUACUUUUUGCGGUGGCCAAAAAUUUUAUUAAAAAAAAAUAUGUUGUGGAUUAUGAAACUGUCAUGGGUUUUCUCUGCCGCAAUGUUGGUUAUCAUUCUCUCCCCCUCCCUCCAAUCUUUUCACCCCGCCGAAGCAAUUCGAUCUUCCUACCUUCAAAUCCCUCUCGAUUACCGAUUUUCUUUCCGAAAAUCACCUUCUUUCCACAAUGCAGAUGAAUGCGAUUCGAUUUCAAGUGAAAUCAGUGUUUGCGAUCCAAAUUUGGUUCAUGUUGCUAUAACCCUAGAUAUCGAUUACCUUCGCGGUUCAAUCGCAGCCGUUCAUUCAAUCUUACGCCACGCUUUUUGUCCAGAGAGUAUCUUCUUUCACUUCCUCGUCACAGAGACGAAUCUUGAAUCGUUCGUUCAAUCGACUUUUCCUAUGUUGAAGUUCAAGGUUUAUUACUUCGAUUCCAACAUCGUGAAGAAUUUGAUUUCUAGUUCCGUUAGACAAGCGCUCGAACAACCGUUGAAUUACGCGAGAAACUAUCUCGCGGAUCUGUUGGAGAGUUGCGUUCAGAGAGUGAUUUAUUUGGAUUCAGAUCUUGUUGUUGUUGACGAUGUUUCGAAACUAUGGACUACCAAUUUGGAUUCUAAGACGAUCGGAGCGCCGGAAUAUUGUCACGCUAACUUCACCAAGUAUUUCACGGCGGCGUUUUGGUCGGAGACGCGGUUUACAGCGGCGUUUGAGAAUCGGAAGAAGGUUUGUUACUUUAACACGGGAGUUAUGGUUAUGGAUCUGGUAAGGUGGAGGAAAGAAGGGUACACGAAGAGGAUAGAAAAAUGGAUGGAGAUUCAGAAGAGUGAAAGGAUCUACGAGCUUGGUUCUCUUCCACCGUUUCUUUUGGUUUUUGCAGGACACGUGGCACCUAUUGAACACCGGUGGAAUCAACAUGGUUUAGGUGGUGAUAAUGUUAAGGGUAGUUGUAGAGAUUUGCAUGCUGGUCCAGUUAGUUUGCUACAUUGGUCCGGUAGUGGUAAACCAUGGUUGAGACUUGAUUCUAAACGACCAUGUCCUCUUGAUGCUCUUUGGGCACCGUUUGAUUUGUAUGGACACACUCAUUCUUCAUAGAUAGAGACACUACUACGCAAACCCAGGCAGUAGUAAUUGGCACUAGGCACUGCAUUCAAUCACGUAUCGGUGCGGUAGAGCAAGUUCAGAGUGCAUUGUAUUGUAUUGUGUUUUGUUUUAUCUGUUGAAUCUGUGUGUUGGGAAAUGGCAUGCUGCUACUUGCCAAAGGGGACAAUGAAAGGAUACUGAACAUGUGUGAUUUAUAUUUUAUUUUAUUUAUUAAAUAUAGUUGAUAAUGUAAGCGGAAGGUGGAAGGUGGAAGGUGGAAGUGGAAGACACGUAUGUUGUUAUUUUGCAUGGUGGAUAGCUUAGCUGUCCACGUCUACAAUAAGAGAAGAGGAAAAGGAAAAGGAAAAGGAAUCGAAUUAUGCAGCAAUGGGAGUUUGAGAUAUGUAUGAGGGAACAAGAUUCACAUGAAGUAUCUAACAUAUUCGGCAGCAAUGCUAACAAACAAUUCAACGAGUGAUGCUGUGAAGCUAAGUUUGCGGGCACUUUGAGGGAAGAAUGCUUUGGUUUGGUGGCAGUGGUGGAAUAGAACGUAUGUGAGAUGAGAUAAUCUGUGUUUCUUUUCUUCUGCACUUGUUGUUGUAUUCUAUUCAAAUUUAUUUGCCCGUGUCCGUCACUGUCACUUUGUCCUUUGCACCGCUUGCAUAAUACUAGCUGGCAAUGCUUUGUUCUGCUCUGUUUUGUUUUUCUCUUCCACCUUCAGAGAUUUAUUAUUCUGCUACGUUUUUGGCCCCACAAUAAAUAUAUGAUGCGAAACUCGUCUGUCAUUUUCCUCA